Effrenium voratum is the source of this 375-nucleotide messenger RNA. The record is from the annotation of a GenBank genome assembly. NCBI's taxonomy places the organism in Eukaryota, Dinophyceae, Suessiales, Symbiodiniaceae.
AUGAAGUUGUGGAGAGCAUGCCGUUCGUGUGCCAUCGAUGCUUGGCUUUGCGCGACGUUUGAGGUUGCACAGGCUGUCUACAAAGUGCGUCGCUGCCGAACACAGCCUCGUCAUUUGGCUGCAAGAUCAGCGCCACGCGUUGCAUUUGCUUUCGGAAGCAGAAACUUUACAAGCAUUGCUGUCACAUGGGCCAUUCCUUUGCUGCACUGCAAAAUGCGUGUGGACAGAGUCAAAGGGCUGGUAAGCUUGGGCGGGUUUGUGAGCAAGAGCCCGCUCGGAAUUGCAAAGGGCUUUCCCACGCUGCAGUUUCAGCGCACUCACACGCACAUUGCCACGUUGCAGCUGAGAUGCCAAAGGCCCAGAUUCGGAAGUUGA